Nerophis ophidion (straightnose pipefish) is the source of this 2669-nucleotide messenger RNA. It is a transcript of the gene plvapb, whose product is annotated as plasmalemma vesicle associated protein b. The transcript is spliced from 9 exons. Gene Ontology annotation, cellular component: caveola. Lineage: Eukaryota; Metazoa; Chordata; Actinopteri; Syngnathiformes; Syngnathidae. The record is from RefSeq and is a predicted model, not a curated record. The coding region runs from base 35 to 1486 and encodes 483 amino acids. Gene Ontology annotation, biological process: positive regulation of cellular extravasation; regulation of vascular permeability.
AAGGAGGGAGGAGGGAGGUGAGGGCUGGGCCAGAAUGGACUGGAAGUGUGCCCCCAGCAGCAUUUAUAAACAUGACCCCCUCUCGUCUCCCCACACUCUUUGUUUACAUACGUGCUUCUUGGCACAACCUCACACUGGAAGGCUCCUCCACAAAUCUUCCCGUUUUAGAUUUGAAGGAAAAGCCGGCAUUUGGCCCCCAUACGUCAUGUACAGUUCCAGCUACUCUCGGGCCAAAUUUGGCCUGGAAGCCAGGGAGCCUCUGCACAAACCGAAAGGGAAGAGUUGCGGCUACUACAUGAGGAUCGUCUUCUUCUUCUCCUCCCUCAUCCAGUCCCUCAUCAUUGUCAGCCUGGUGCUCUUCCUCAUCUACGGGCAGCCCGAGAAGUCCGCCGAGGAGAAGCGAGUCAAGGAGCUGCAGCAGGCCUUGAACAGCCUGAGCGAGAACAACUUCCAGCUGACUAAAGAGAAAAGCCAGCUGGGUGCUCUGCUCGGGACUCGCACUGCUGAGAAAGCUGGUGUGGAGAAGGAACUGGAGAUGCUCAGAAUUGUUGCGAACACUACUACUGAAUUAAGGAGUAGACUAGCCCAGUGUGAGAGGCAGAUUGCAACAACACGUAGCAGCAUGGUGAUGCGAUGUCCUACUCCACCCAUACAGCCACCUAUUGUGGUCAAUACUGGCAGUGAGCUGAAAACACUGCAGAGCCUCAACGCUCAACAGAAAGCCAUGAUCGAUCUGAUCGAGGCUAACUUCACUCAGACGGUGCACUACCUGAUUCAGGAGAGAGACAAUGCCCUGAAAGACAGAGACAUCCAUCACCAAGACGCCAUCGCUCUACGGAGACAAAACACCAUGCUGGAACAGCAGCUCACAGCAUACACAAGGAAAUGCAAAGAGGACUUUGCUCAUUCUUUGGACGGGAUCCAGACGGUGACCCGGGAUUUUCUCAACAAAAUCAACAACCUGUUCCCGCACCAGAUGACCUUUCACCUCACCUGUGAAAGUCAGCAGGAGCAGAUGGAGAAGAUAAGGAACAGCUGUACAAACCUGUCCAGAGAUGUGGAGAACAAGUUUCAGCUGUAUUUGGACAACGUGGGCAACAAGGUGGCUCAGAUUCAAGCCAUGUCCAGUCGUCUGGAGGUGCAGCACACACACCUGACCUCUGACCUGCAGCAGUGUGAACACAACCACAGCGAGACGCUGGCCGAGAGCAACAGGCAGCUUCAAGCCAAGCAGAGGACUCAUGACGAGAAGAUGGAGAAACUGCUGAUCGAGCAGAACCGGCUGAGAGAACAGAAACAAUUGCAAGAAAACACUUUGGCCCUGAGAGAAAAGGAGCUGCAGAGCCUGAGGGCAUCGCCUAAUUGUAAGGUCUCUCCGUGGAAACCUGCGGGAGUGCAGUCUGUGCCGCAGCUCAGCAGGCAAACUGUCGCUAAUUGGCCUGCCUUACAAGCGCCAAGCAUCAGCAAAACUCUGACGGUGAGAUGAAAAGCAACAGGAAAUAAUCAGCAGAAGCCAUAGUGAUGUAAAAACUGUAAAGACCAAAAAGUUAAGGAUUUUUGGCUUUUGGGCAAACUUCAAAUGAUACAGUAGCUUACUUCACUGUUUUAUUACUUACCAAAAACAUCUACUUUAGUUUUUUAAAAACACAUUUUUCAAGGAGAUGGUCAAAUGUCCUUUAGUGUGGACAAAAAUAUGUUUGAAGUUUGGAAUUUUGUGAACAUUAUAACUGUUUUCAAUGACCUUUUGCAGUGUGUUUACAUAUUUUAACAUCUAAUACUUAAAGGGGUACUGCACUUUCUUUGGAAAUUUGCCUAUCAUUCACAAUCCUUAUGUGUGAUAAGCACACAUAUUUUCUUUUUUGUAUGCAUUCUAACACAUAGAUCAGGGGUCGGGAACCUUUUUGGCUGAAAGAGCCAUGAAAGCCAAAUAUUUCAAAAUGUAUUUCAGUGAGAGCCAUAUAAUAUUUUUUUAACACUGAAUACAACUAAAUGCGUGCAUUUUUGAGACCAGCAUUUUUAGAGAAUAAUAAGUCUCUUAUUCUUUUAAAUAACAUGGUUAUUCUAAAGCUAACCAGUAAUAAAUAUAAUACUUCUUACCAUUAAUGCGACUUCUUGAACGGGUGCGACAGAAAACGAAUUGUUGGAUUAAAAUGCAUGAGAAUGUUUUAUAAUUUGAAAGUUUUUUUUAACACUGUGAUUACCAGCGGAAUUAUUCAUAACUUAUCGUGUUGAGCAAUGUCAGCUAAGAUUUAUCUGAGAGCCAGAUGCAGUCAUCAAAAGAGCCACAUCUGGCUCUAGAGCUAUAGGUUCCCUACCCCUGACAUAGAUGAAGGCUAGCAAAAACCAGCCAACAUUAGAGCUAAUGGGAGUCGCUCAAUUCUGCCUAUAAAGACUCAGAAACACAUUCAACAAUGUUUUAUAUACAUGCUGUAAUAUAGUAACAUUGUAAUAAUAGUUAAUAUUUAUGUAUUUUGCUUAUUUUAGUGUACUAUGCUAAGCUGCAUUGUUAGCUACCUCAAAUGUGCCAUAUUUUAGGAAUUAGAAAGCAUCAAAAAAGAAAGACAUCUGUUUUUGUCUUCCAUAAGGAUUGCGAAUGAUUGGAAACAUUCCAAAAGAAAAAGUUCAGUUCCCCUUUCAAUUGUGAAAAAAUAAAGACUGAUAUGAUAAGA